Messenger RNA from Cuscuta europaea, 550 nucleotides. Lineage: Eukaryota; Viridiplantae; Streptophyta; Magnoliopsida; Solanales; Convolvulaceae. The record is from the annotation of a GenBank genome assembly.
CCUUCGGUCAGUAACCCCUCGAUUUUGACCCCAUACCUUUUUUUUGCAGGUGUCCCAGUGAAAAUGAUGAACGUCAGAGGCCUUGCAGACCUGAAGAAGAAAAAACCCUCCAAGGGCCCGAGGGGGACGGACGCCGGUGUCCCAAAACCCGCCGGUGACUUCUUCAAAAAACCGGAGGGGCCGUCGGUGGGCCCAAGUGCUGAUGCUGCCGCUGCCGCCAAAAGGAAGGGCUCGGGCAGAGAUCCCGAGGGCAAGAAGCCCAAGACCGGGGAUGCCGGGAAGAAAGUCCCCCCGGUGAUCAUUGUUGAUGAAGGCCCUGCCUCCGGGGCGAAUGAGGACAUGCAGGUGGCGAAAGUGCCGCCGGGAGUUCAGCCUUCCGAGGUCCUCAUGGUUUCCCUCCCGAGGUCCAUCAGUAAAAAAAAUUGAAGCGAGGGGGGUUCAAACCUUGGCAGUUUUCACACGCAUUCAAACGGUGAACCACCUCAACCAUUUGGUUAAUGUUAAUAUUCUUUCAAUUUGCAGUUUUAUAUCAUACAAUUAUUGAUAUAAC